Otolemur garnettii (small-eared galago) is the source of this 790-nucleotide messenger RNA. It is a transcript of the gene MRPL33, whose product is annotated as mitochondrial ribosomal protein L33. Gene Ontology annotation, molecular function: structural constituent of ribosome. The record is from RefSeq and is a predicted model, not a curated record. The transcript is spliced from 4 exons. NCBI's taxonomy places the organism in Eukaryota, Metazoa, Chordata, Mammalia, Primates, Galagidae. Gene Ontology annotation, biological process: translation. Gene Ontology annotation, cellular component: ribosome; mitochondrion. The coding region runs from base 335 to 532 and encodes 65 amino acids.
CUGAAAAGCCGCAGCGGCCAUUGUACAACAUAUAGUUCCUGCGACUCUAAGGCAGGUGUUUACGAUUACUUAAUGAAAUAAGUGUGGAAGCACCUAAAACUGAAGUAGGAACAAGAGACAGGGCCUGGGGCACAAAACCUGAACGCUAACAGGGGAUUUCAACCUCUGUCAAGACAAAGGCUAAAAAAGCCAGGCGAUUUGCUGGUUCCAGGCGGAGGGCGUGGCUUCGGGCAACAGCCAGACAUCGUCUUCCGGAACCGGCCCAUGCCCCGGAAGGGGUUGUUUGUUGGGGCACAUUGGGACUUGUUACGGAAGUUUCACAGGGGCAGUCACCAUGUUUCUCUCCUCGGUUUUCUUUGCCAAGAGCAAGUCAAAACAUAUUCUGGUGAAAAUGUUGAGCCAAGCUGGAACAGGCUAUUUCUUCAACGUCAAGAGAAGCCGCUUACGAGAAAAGUUGACUGUUUUGCGUUAUGAUCCAGUUGUGAGAAAAAGAGUCCUCUUCGUGGAAGAGAAAAAAAUACGCUCCCUUUAAACAAUGGAUUGAAAAUGAAUUUCAUUUAUAAAUGAGAAGACUGAGGGCGGGAUAUUGAUUUAAAAAUCCUGCAGUAUGUAAUAAAAGAAGAGGAAAUGGCGCAGAAUCACUGCCUCUUGUGAUUUGAAGGCCAUUGUGAAGGAAAACAAUGUAGUCAAAGAAAGUUCUUCAUAUUAGGACAGAUAUCAUUGCAUCACACUUAUUUAUCUUUCUGGCUAUUUUUAUAGGCCUUAAUAAAAAAUUUAAAAUAGCCUAUGC